GAGAGCGAGUGAGAGAGAGUACGGAACGAAAGAGAGUGAGCGAGCGAGAAAGAAGAGAGAGAGAGAGAGAGUGAGACAGGGGAGGAGGAGUGCGAGCGAGAUCGAUAAGUGUUUCUCUUCUCUACACGGAUGCCGUGCAGCCAAGCUCGUUCAGAGUUAUAAUCUGAACUCUUGUCCCUUAUCAAGAUUAGUCACACUGUUUAUUGGUGGUGACUCAUCAAAAUGGCAUCCACAAAAUCCAAGGAAAUCGCGGAUGAGUACAUCUCAUCUCUGUCUGAUCUUACAAUCAACAGUAAACCGCUCAUUAACAUGCUUACUAUGUUGGCGGAAGAUAAUAUUGAACACGCGUCAGCUAUAGUACAAGCUGUUGAGACUCACCUGCAAAAGGUGAGAAGCGAUAUUAAGUUACCAGUCCUCUAUCUCAUCGACUCGAUCGUCAAGAACGUCAAUGGAGACUACCUGAAUCUCUUCACGCAAAAUAUAGUAAACACGUUCUGUGGAGUAUUCGAGAAGGUGGACGAGAAUACAAGAGCCAGCAUGUGGAAGUUGCGGCAAACCUGGAACGACGUAUUCCCACCAAAGAAGUUAUUUUCAUUAGAUGUUCGAGUACAAAGUAUUGAUCCCGCAUGGCCGGUCACUGCCCCUCCUAGUAGUAUUUCUUCAGGAUCCAUUCACGUUAACCCACGAUUUCUUUCAAUGCCUCAACAGACUACAACAUCGAUCAUGCAGCCGAUUGUGCCACCUGUUAAAUUGCCACCGGGAGAGCCGGUAACAACAACGGAGGCGGUCAUGCGUGAACAGCUGCUGAAAAAGCAACGAGAGUUAUUGGAGUUACAAAAAAAGAAAAUCGAGCUGGAACUGUUGCAGGCUAAAGCAAGUUUGGAGCAACAGCAGAGACAACUCGAUAAACAAGCUGGAAGUUUGAAGACAGAAUUGGUUACACCCGCUACGCAGGCCCCGCCAACUAAAGAAUCGACGUCGCAAGAGAAACCUGUCGCACCGGUAGUGCCAAAUCAAACGACGAAACAAGUAGCGAAACAGUUCCCCGCGGCGGCUGCGUCACUUUUAAAGAAUGCAGGAGCGAACACCGGGCCACGAAUUGCACCAGCUAGUAGUAUAGCAGUGGCGUCGGCUAAGCCAGUAUCACGAGAUCCACGUUUGAAGUCCACUCCUGUUCAGGAUGUGGCAGUGCCAACCGUGGAUCCUCGGCAGCGCGUGGGUACGACCAGCCCAAAGGAAUCGCGGGGUGAAGGUCUAACGCAGUCUGCGCCAAAUAUAAAUAAUGUACUUUCAAACCAAUUAAAACAGCAGUUACUUUCGAAACCGGCUGUAACUAGCACUACCAACAAGCCUUCGACAAAUCUCGCCGGCUCCGAUACCCCGGCGGCAAACAAUAAUAAUAACAACAACAAUAAUGCUAAUACGAACGUGAACAACAAUAAUAAUAGUAAUAAAAAUUUCAGUAGUAACACAAAUAAAGAUGCUGUCUCGCAUCGAACAAGUCAAAAGAAAGACCCUCGAUUGUCUAGUAAUAGUGGCGGUAUCCUAAACGGCAAUAGCUCCAAAAAUACCCAGAGUCUAUCGGUUGGUAGUAAUAGCUCACCGUCAGCAGCAUUGUCAGCGAGCAAUAGAGGAAGUGGAGGCAGCGAUUCCAAAUCGAAGGACUCGAAGAGCUCGAAAGAUUCGCGGAGCUCUUCGUCGUCUUCGACAGCCGACAAGUCUUCCGCUUCCUCGAAAUCCUCGCAUAGGAAGCUAGGUAACAAGUCGCGAUCCAAACAGCCACAGACAGGUGCAAGUAAGCAAACAAAGCUCGACCGAGAUUCGAGUCCGAUUAGAUCGAAAUCUCGUGAAAAAGACAGCGGGGACAAUUCACCGUCGUCCUCACGCACCUCUCCGCAAUCAUCCUCCUUCCAAGCCUCUAAGAACCGCAAGAAGAACACGAAAUCCCGCAAGCGUAGCCCAAGUCCUCCGUACAGAAUUCCCCGGCGUAACGAUGCGAAGUCGAAUUCAAGUUUGAACAGCUCCGGCGGUGUUACCGAGGAGGAGCAAUCUGGUUCGCUUAUAGUAUCUCCUCCUCAUCCACCCACGUUCAAAGAGAUCAGGCCGAAUGCUAGACAGCGAAAUUAUGUAAGGCGAAAUAAAGACGGCAGUCUUAGUCCGGAACAUUCUCCAGCCAGUGCUGGAAAUGCUCAGAUCGCUACCGAGCCGACACUGGAGUCGUCUAGCAAAGACGAGGAUCUCAGAGCGCCCCUGUCACUCCCUGGUACCGCUGUUUCCGUGCAAAAAGAGGAUUUAGAUUUACGAGUAUUGCCGUCUGUAAACACUAGUAAGAGAACAAGUACUGACCACGCGGAGACAACUACCUCGAAAAAAAUGAAGACUGAAAAGUUCGACGCUUUAUUCGGGAAUGAAGACGUCGAUUUACGCACUCUGACGCAUCCCAAGGCCGGCCGGCCCCCGACGCCUCCUCCGCCCGUGAUAUCCGGGGAGGACGGGAAGGACGGCUGGGCGAAGUUGAAGACUCCGACGAAGAACGAGAGAGACAAGCAAGUUAACAAUGUCGAGGACAAGCGCGAGAGAGAUCGCAACAGGGACCGGCUGGGUCGUCUCAGGCUGUACAACAAGCUCCCGGACGACCCGAAAGAGAGAAGGAGAACCUUGUCGAACGAGGAGCAGGACGCUCGACCGACGCGCAGAAGCCGGGAGAACGACAAGCCCGAGAGAAACGAGGACAGGAACAUCGAGAUAAUAAUGAAGCAGGCGGCCGAGCAGCUGAAUCAAGGCCUGAUCACCAAGACGCAGUACAACACUCUGAUACAGGAGGUGCUGCACAUGAGCGAAGAUCGGAAGUUGCGAGCGGCGCAACGCAAGGAGAAGGAGAGCGGCACGAUAGUCUGGGAGAAGAGCGUGAACAUGGACAUUCCCGGGCCCGGGGAACGCGCCGCGCUGCACCAGCGAAAGUCCAGCAGUCCGUCCAACGAUAAGGAGGUGAUACGGAGCAAGGAGCACCCGAUGCCGCGGAAUCCGAACGGCCCGAGGUGGCAGAAUCAGCCCUGGCAGCAACCGUGGGCUCAUCCGCCGGGACCGCCGUACGGCGGGCCGCAAGGCCACUUCAAUUCGGAGAUGAGACCGGUCGCUCCGUGGCAGAAUCCCCGACACUUCGGGCCGAUGAGGCCGGACUACCAGUUCCAUGGCUUCAACCACAACAUGGGGCCCAGUCCGCGUUUGGGUAUGAUGGGCCCGAUGGGACCGAACGGCCCGAUCAUGUCGAACCUCCUGCCGAACGGGCCGAUUGGGCCGAUGGGCAUGCCUAAUCCUCCCAUGUCCAUCGGAUGUCAUCCCGCGAUGAUGAUGAACAACGGGCCGAUGGGUAAUCUCAUGGCGAAUCCGAGCAUGCCGUCCCUGUCGUCCGGUAGAAACGUGUCGCCCAACACGGCGUCCAAGUACGACCUCGAGGACAACGACCCGAACUACCCGAGCUGCGCGGUGAAGCAUCAAGGGGGACCGUACAGCCGCGAACUGCCGCCGCCGGACUCGAAGCUGCUGGCCGAGAUCUCCAGGGACACCAUGAAGUCCAUCAAUAUCGACAACAUACCGCGGGAGAUCCGGUACUACGGGCAAACGGGCGUGGUCUUUAUGAACUGGGACGACCCGAGGGAGAUCGGCUUCCAAGACGGAAUCAGGAGAAUACUGAUCGACGAGAAGGACACUAUAACCUGCGCGUUUAACGAUCCGUACAAGGAGUUCAUAUACGAAGGAGAGGUUCACAGAAUCAAACUGGGCGCACCCACUCGGGAAUUGUACAUCGACGACCGCUGGUACGAGUGUUAUUUCGGCGGCAUGCCGAUAACGAUCGAGCUCAGCGGUAAGAAGGUCAGUAUGAAGCUGGAGGGCCCACCGCCGCAGGUCAAGAUCGGCACGGUGAAGAGAACGGACCUGGUAGUCGCCAAAAUUAAUCUCAUCAUCAACGCACGGAACAUGGUGCCGGUGUUCUUGGACGCGAAGCCGCAGAUAUUCGAGAUCGAAGGGAAGCCUCACACGCUCGAAUUCACGGACGCAUUGCAAACGGUCCACCUGAACGGACGGCCGUUCAAAGUUGAAUUUGGCGGAUUACCCAAACCCAUCGUCGUCAGAGACAAGAAGCACUUCAUUAGAUUUUCGGUGUUGCCGAGAGGUGUGCGCGCUGGUUACGUUAAGAUCACCGGAAUGAGAGGCGACGGUCCCAUCGACACGCCACCGAACACACCCUUGCCGGCUCUGAAACCUAAAGUAGAUUCCACCCCAACUCCGAGCCAAUUGUUGCCCAUCAUAGAGCACGAGUCCACUUCUCAGGACGGCUCGGAUCGCACGUCCCCUCCGAAGCCAGACUUGCAACUGGAUAUGCUGUCGUCGGUUCUGCCGUCGGCAAUGGCUCCGUCAUCCGGUCUGUCUUACCAAGCGGAGCCCGCGGAGAAUUCAUCGGCGGCUGCGGCAUUGCCGCUUAGCAUGAGCGAAUUGUUCCAGAGACUCGUCGAGACUGGCAUUAUCGUUCCGAAUCUUACGGAGCAGAAGAAACCAGAAGAGGAAGAGAAGAAAGAGCCCGAAAUCAUUCCCAUCACCUUCGACAAGCCAGAGAGUCUCAAAAUCAAACAACCGGCUAUCUCCUCGGCGUUGUACAGCGGUAUGCAAUGUAGUUCCUGCGGCGCGAGAUUCGCUCCCGAACUGGCCACUCGGUACAGCCACCACUUGGACUGGCACUUCAGGCAGAACAGGCGUGAACGUGACUCCGCGCGGAAAGCGCACUCUCGCCCGUGGUAUUACGACGUCAGCGACUGGACGCAAUUCGAAGAGAUCGAAGAUUUAGAGGAUAGAGCGCAAAGCUGGUUCGAGACUGAGAAACAGACGGCAGAGACGGAAGGUGUGGCUAGCGACGAUUCACCUCAGGAAACGCUGCAACCGAGCGUGCCGACCGGCAACGACGAGGACUCGCGGUGUCAAGUGUGCCAUGAUGCAUUUGAGCAAUUUUAUAACGAAGAAAAGGAGGAAUGGCAUUUAAGGCCGGCGGUUAAUCACGAGGAAAAGAAUUAUCAUCCGCUCUGCCUGGAAGAUUACAAGGAAAAGAGUCUGGCGAGGGUAUUGGAGAAGACAACCUUAGGACUUGACGAAACAGCUAUGGAAACCGAAGAGGGUAAAAAGGAAUGUUCCGAGGAAGUAGCAGCGAAAGAGGAACAUAAACAGGAAGAAUCCGACGUAGAAGCAGCGAAUAAAGAGUUCGAAUCUACGGAAACGUUGGAUCAAGCGGAGGAGAGUCCUAUGGAAACCACUGAACUGGAAAACAAAGAGGAGUCUCCAGACGCCGAGAAUUUGGAAUUAACGCAAGACAAUGCCGAAGAGACGGGAAAAACGACGGAGGAAGUCAACAGUGACCUGAAUACAGACGCGGAAAAUAUUGAGCAAACGUCUGACGCGCCUGUGACGAACGAAGAGGAGAAAUCUCAGGACGAAAGUUCAAUAAUGCCGUUCGACAAUAUCAAGAUUAAAGAAGAGCCGAUGGAUGAUGUCGGCGAGCAACCCGAGAGCGAAUUGUUCGAAUUCGCUAACAUAGAAAUUAAAGAAGAGCCUGCAGAUCCCGAUGCGGAUCCAGAUGGAACCAUCAUCAAUGGACCGGCCACGGUAGACACGACGUACGUUGCAGUGAAAAGUUCCAUCGACGGAAACGUGGAAUUGGACUCGACACCGGCGACUAUCCCCGCGGCACAACCACGAAUCAAGAUCAAUAUCACCAAGCCACUGAGUACCAACAAAGAGCCGGAAGAGAAAGAGAAAGUGGCGGCGCCUGAGACACCGGUCGAAGAAAAUGCGAAGCCUCUGGUGCCAGCUUCCAUUAAACCGAGUUUACGUGGUAGGAAACUAUCGAAUUUGCCCCCCGUAGAAAAAGGACAAGAACUGUCGGGGCUCUGUAGUAUAAUGUAAAUAUACAAGUAAGUGUAUAAAGUUUAAAGAUUCACAUGUGAAAAGUGGACAAAAAUAAAGCGUAUUAAAAAAAGAUUAAUAAUACUUUUAAGUGGCGUAGUGUGUUAAGAGUUAAUUUGUAUAUCGCAAUUUUGUACAACUUGUACGACAUGAUAUAUGUACAGCGAAAGGGUCGCAAACUAUUGCACCCUCGAUGAGCUUCACUACGCCAUUCAGUAUUUAAUAGAAAAAUUCAUUGGACAGCUAAUAAGUACCGCGAUUCGUUGCAAAAUCCACCGUAAGAAACGCAUCCUUUUUGCAAUCGACUGUGUAGAGUGUCUACUUUUUAGUGAAUACGUUGAUCUGCAUUUUCUUUUUUUUCCCCCCCUACAAUAGUUAUGCUCUCUCGUCUCGAUUGAUGCACACACAAAAUUCCAUUGACAAUUUUUACUGCCGCUUAAGUGAAUUGAAAUCCUUCGUCCGUCUCUCACAUGCGUACUGAAGUAAUAAUCGUAUCGUACAAGUUAAAAAUGUGCGAAAUGUGGCAUGUGAGGCAUGCAAGUGUAAACGUAUCGAGUAACAGCGCAAAAAAACAUUGUACAUGUACAUAGGUAAUAUAAUGUAGGAAGAUAUGAUAUUGUAGCAUUCCGAAUGUUGUUUGAAUGUUACUUCUUUUUAGCUGCAUUUUCUGAACUAAGUAUUAGAUAUGUUUAUAUAUGUAUUUAGAUAUACAUACAUACACACACACACACAC
This is a messenger RNA of Dinoponera quadriceps, 6685 nucleotides long. RefSeq lists its product as uncharacterized. Gene Ontology annotation, biological process: termination of RNA polymerase II transcription. The coding region runs from base 223 to 5952 and encodes 1909 amino acids. The record is from RefSeq and is a predicted model, not a curated record. Gene Ontology annotation, cellular component: mRNA cleavage factor complex; cytoplasm. The transcript has 17 exons. Gene Ontology annotation, molecular function: RNA polymerase II complex binding; mRNA binding. Lineage: Eukaryota; Metazoa; Arthropoda; Insecta; Hymenoptera; Formicidae.